Molecule: messenger RNA, 4852 nt
Organism: Polyodon spathula (Mississippi paddlefish)
Lineage: Eukaryota; Metazoa; Chordata; Actinopteri; Acipenseriformes; Polyodontidae
Product: adenylate cyclase type 2-like
Exons: 27
Coding region: 1440-4643 (1067 amino acids)
Biological process (GO): cAMP biosynthetic process; adenylate cyclase-inhibiting G protein-coupled receptor signaling pathway; adenylate cyclase-activating G protein-coupled receptor signaling pathway
Cellular component (GO): plasma membrane
Molecular function (GO): adenylate cyclase activity
Source: RefSeq, a predicted model, not a curated record
CACUUUUUUACUUAGUAUCUGCAGCUCAGAGAUAUUGACAUAAAGGUGGAGAACUUCAUAGUCUGCUCCUGAUAGUAUAUGUUUAAAGUGUUAGAGGGUGUGCAUUUUAAUGUGGCCAUUCUGUUCUAAUAUCCUGUGGUGGAUGAGUAGGUCAACCAAAACGGGGCGCAUUGGGAACUCGCCUCACAGUGUAUUAAUGAACGCUAACAUUGACGAGGGUCAUUUUCCUGUGGGUGGAAUGUAUUAGGUAAUAUACGGUAGAUGUCUGUGAUUUCCAAGACGUAUUGGGGUUUUCCUAAACGUCACCGUUAAAGGGAGGGGAAAUCAUAAUAUACAAAACAAAACCAAAAAAAAAAAAACACAAGCAAUCGCGAAAACGCAAAGAAGACGUGAUCCUAAGAAAAGGACUGUCUGUUUCCCCGAUUCGCCCUGGUGUGGGACCUGUUCUCUGGUAUACCCACGGUUCACUGAUUACUACGGGAGCGCUAGUAAGGGGUCGUCAAGCACAGUGCAGCGCAGGCCACACAGCACACGCUUUCAUUUGGAGAGGAAGACAACAACGCAGGACCAGAAAAGCUGACACGUAUCUCCGUCAUUGAAAACCACCACUACUGAAACAGAAGCUUUCGUUUUUUUGGUUCCUGCUCUAUGAUGUAUUUUUUUAAAUUUCCUGUUAAAGUAAUCCCUGUGGAAACUGGGUCAAUUAUUUGUUAGAUUAAAAAAAAAAAAGUUAUAUUAGCACAUAACCCCCUCUCUUGGAUUUAAACAACCAGGUAUUAAAAUUUGGAGGAAAAUCUUAAAUAAUAUUAAUUGGAUUUAAAAACGUAACAGAAUUUGAAAAUUUGAACUUCCUCGACGUGGAAUGCACUUUGAAGAUUUGGUUCCUUCUAUUAAAAAAGGAUACAAAGUGACCGCCAUGCACUCGUGCAAGGGUUAAAACUGCUCUCCUUUAAACUUCAGCUGGAGUGUACUGUUUGAUGGAACGUUCUUCCAACGCUAAGAACUGUCCCCUCGAAAACCAGACCUAGGAUAUCUUGGUUCCUUGAACAUAGAUAGAAGACAAUCCAGUUGUGCCACAUUAAACACUGCCCCCCUGAAACUGAACAUGGACAGUGUGUGACAAUAAAAACUGCUCCCUCUAUAAAAGAUUCUUUGGUUCCUUGGAUAUAUCUACAGCCUACUUCGCUUACAUCCAACCGAAACUAAACCCUGAAACAUUUCUACUUUACAAAUUGUCCAGUUGCACCACCUCAACAACCAUCCCCACUGGAACUAAACCGGAAAACAUCGGUUCCCACUUUAUAAACUGACGCUCAACCUGAAAAAAACUUCCCCACCCGAAACAAAACCCCAGAACAUUUGGUUCCUACUUUUGCCUAGGUGGGCACUCCAGAAAGCAGCCCCCACUUCAUGUGACGCUCCCCUGGCUGGCGUGAGGGAUGUCAGUGGAGAGAGCACGCAGCAUGGUCCUGGAGCCCAGUGCAGCGGGCGCCGCUCCCGUGACGAGGAGGAGAGAGGAGGCUCUGUGUCAGACUUCCUACAAACUGACACAGCAGCAGCCAGCCAGCCUGCUCACACUGCUUAUCAUCAUGGGCUUCAGCCUGACCCUCGUGGCUGUGUUCUUCAUCUCUCAGAGGCCUGUCUCUGCUCACCUUGGCUUCGUGAUCACUGUGUUCGUUGCACUGGGAGUGUUUGCCCUGCUGUUCGUGCUGGCAUGUGUGGAGCCCGUGUUCCAGUGCUGCCACGGUCUCAUCUCCCUGCUGGUGUGGGGCUGCCUCCUCACCAUGGCCUUCGUCUUCGCAUUCACGGGGGGGGCGGUGCAGGCCUGGGAGCAGGUGGCGUUCUUCCUCUUCAUUACGACCAUCGUGUACACGCUGUUGCCUCUGUGUCUGAAGUCCGCUAUGAUUGGAGGGGUCGUGACCUCGCUGGCACACAUCAUUGUGUUCAGUAUAUACGUGCCAGUGACCAAUCACAGUGAAGAGCACCUGGCACUGCAGCUCCUCUCCAAUGCGGUGGUGUUUAUCUGUGCCAACCUGGUGGGCGUGUACCACAAGACCCUCACUGAGCGCGCUCUGCAGAACACCUGCAAGGACGGCAUCAAUUUCCGCCAAUCACGAAGCAAGCUGGUGAACGAGAAGAAGCAGCAGGAGCACUUGUUGCUGUCAGUUCUCCCUGCCUACAUCGCUUUAGAGAUGAAAGCCGAGAUCAUCGAGCGACUGAAAGACAAACAGCCUCGACUGGAAAACAAAAACAACUUCCACAACCUGUAUGUGAAGCAACACAAGCAUGUCAGUAUCCUGUAUGCAGACAUUGUUGGCUUCACUCAGUUGGCCAGCAUGUGCACACCUAAAGAACUGGUGCUGAUGCUGAACGAACUAUUUGGAAAAUUUGACCAGAUUGCAAAGGAGAAUGAAUGCAUGAGGAUUAAGAUCCUAGGAGACUGUUACUACUGUGUGUCUGGCCUGCCUGUGUCUCUGCCCAGCCACGCUGCAAACUGUGUCCAGAUGGGCCUGGAUAUGUGCCAUUCAAUCAAUCAGCUGCGUGAAGCCACGGGUGUCAGUAUCGACAUGCGUGUGGGCGUGCAUUCCGGUAACGUUCUCAGUGGCGUGAUCGGCUUGCAGAAGUGGCAGUAUGACGUCUGGUCCAAAGACGUGACGCUAGCCAAUCACAUGGAGUCUGGAGGGCUGCCUGGGCGUGUUCAUAUCACAGAAGCCACAUAUUCUCACCUGAAUGGGGUGUAUGAAGUGGAGGAGGGAGAGGGGGAGACGCGAGACAGCUAUUUGACUGGCCUGAAGACCUACCUGGUCAUUGACCCGCGGGCGAGGGAUUUCACUGCAGAGGUCUCUGCUGUGGUCAGUACCAAUGGCCUCUCUCCUGCUCCUCACGAGGGGGUAAGGCAGCAGAGGGCCUCAGUCCGAAUGGCUCGGUACCUGGAGUCCUGGGGGGCGGUCAAGCCCUUCGCUCACCUGCGCCACCGAGAGAGCGUGGAUCUGACCAAACCACCGGACCUCAACGCAGCGGAAAUUCAAAUGCACAACAGGGAAAGCAGGUCUAUAGAAAGCACGCAGUCACAAAGACCAGAAGACCAUAUGAAUCAACGCAUUGAAAGUGUCUAUUCCCACAAGCACUGGCUGAAGUCUGGCGUGAUGAACCCUGUCACUCUCUAUUUUAAAGACAAGUCCAUGGAAAAGGAGUUUCGCUGGGCCCCUCUCCCUGAUUUCCACUUCUACAUGGCAUGCUCCAUCCUCAUCUUCAUUGCGGUCUUCAUCAUCCAGAUGUUCAUCUCCUACAAGAAUGCUGCUCUGGGAAUCUCAUACGGAGUCUCCUUCUUCAUCUUCCUGCUCCUCCUCUUCACCUGCUUCGCUGGACACCUAACGCGAUGGACACAGAAAGGUCCCAUGUUUAUCCAGUGGAUUCCUUCCAUCUCUGCAGCUGUAAUCAAGCAGCCUCUCGUCCGAGUUCCUCUAGCAUGUAUUGCAAUCUUGCUGAUCCUCGUCAUGGCUUUGCUCAACUUUUUUUUUCUUCCUGAGUCAGUUUCAAUGAAUUCGACUGAGAGAAACUCAAACCAUCUGUACACUGUGCCAUAUUAUCUCUACUGCAGUCUCCUCAGUAUGCUGAGCUGCUCCGUCUUCCUGCGCAUGAACUUUGAACUCAAGCUGACCCUGCUGACCCUUGCCCUGGUGGUCUAUGAGGUCAUCUUCCUGUCCAGCCAUGGCUAUCAGUCAGACUAUUAUGUGUCUGAGCUGUAUACAAACUCCAGCAGGCCAGGGGUGUUGAAAGAGCCCAAAGUCAUGGCUGGAAUCUGGCUCUUUGUGUUUUUCUUCACAGUCCUGGUUCUCGCCAGACAGGACGAGUUUUACUCCCGUCUGGACUUCCUGUGGAAGAGGAAGUUUGGUCAGGAGCACGAGGAGAUCGAGACGAUGGAGAAUCUGAACCGGGUUCUUCUGGAGAACAUGCUGCCGGCCCACGUAGCCUCACAGUUCAUCGGACAGAACCGACGCAAUGAGGAUCUGUACAGCCAGUCGUACGAAUGUGUCUGUGUGAUGUUUGCUUCCAUUCCUGAUUUCAAAGUCUUUUACUCGGAAAGCGAUGUGAAUAACGAAGGACUGGAGUGCAUCAGACUUCUCAAUGAAAUCAUUGCCGACUUUGACGAGCUGCUAUCGAAGCCAAAAUUCAGUGGUGUUGAGAAGAUUAAAACUAUCUGCAGUACUUACAUGGCAGCGACUGGACUGAAUACUGUGUCUGUAAAAAAUGAGGACACUGAUCGCUGUUACGCCCACAUUGGUAUAAUGCUAGAAUUUGCCAUUGCUUUGAUGGGCAAACUAGAUUAUAUCAACAAGCACUCCUUCAACGACUUCAAACUGAGAAUAGGUAUUAACCAUGGGCCAGUGAUAGCUGGAGUAAUAGGCGCUCAGAAGCCCCAGUAUGAUAUCUGGGGGAACUCUGUGAAUGUUGCCAGUCGAAUGGACAGCACUGGAGUUCUGGGGAAAAUACAGGUUACAGAAGACACUGCUGACAUCCUGCAGUCUCUGGGAUACUCGUGUUCGCUGCGAGGGGUGAUUCAAGUGAAGGGCAAGGGAGACCUGCAGACAUAUUUUGUAGAGACUGAUGCUGGCAAAACAGCAGGGAGUAUUUUCAACUGAAGACUACUGAGCCUGCAAUUCAGCUACGCUUACAGACUUCCUCUUACCACUUAUUAUUACUAGCAACAUUAUCACUGUAUAGAAAGAAGUAAGUUGUAUUAUUGGAGUGCCUUUUUUAGACCAGACCACAUUUAACUUUUUUUUUUUUUUUAGGAUUUGAUAUUCAAACUGUAAUUGCAAAUAAAGUGCAAUAAAAGUUGUUUCGUUUA